Molecule: messenger RNA, 2771 nt
Organism: Cajanus cajan (pigeon pea)
Lineage: Eukaryota; Viridiplantae; Streptophyta; Magnoliopsida; Fabales; Fabaceae
Product: root phototropism protein 3
Molecular function (GO): protein binding
Source: RefSeq, a predicted model, not a curated record
UUGGCUCUGAUUAAACAUAGAAAAGCCAAAUGGUGGGAUCAUUAGUAAUCAAUUGGCUAUAUCGUAAAGCCCAAAUCCUGUUACUGAAGAGCAUUUUUCAUCGUCAAAGGAAUGAUGUUAGGAUGUAUCAAAUUCAGUAGCCCAAAAUAAUAAGAAUCUGAUCUGAAAAGGAAGAGACAUGUAUGGUCAGUGGUCACACUGGUGAGGCAUAAAGAAACUCAAACUGGCUGUCUUUAAACAUUGACUCAGAGAGUACCCAAAAAUCCAAAAGCUGGAAGAAACAGAAACUUUGAUGAACAGAAACUUUCACAAUAAAACUGAUUAUGCCCAUUUCAGCACAGCCUGUAAGAGGUCCUUCAGAUUUUAUGUGAAGAAACCGACAAUUUUAACAUAACUAAUAAUUCCAAGUUUCCAACCAUCCCAUGUGGCUCCCUCCCCCUUUCACUCUGCUCUUUUUCUCUUUGUGACUCUCAGUUAGAGGCACUGUCCUAAGAAAAAUCUAGACCACUGUGUUCUGUGAAUCUGGUUUUCAAGCAUGUGGGAAUCUGAGAGCGAGUCAGCGGCAGGACACACAUAUGGGGGUGGACUUAUCACUUCAAGUAGCCAUGGAGUCAAGACAGAAGGAUUUGUGCAAAGAGGCCGCUCUUGGUAUGUUGCUACUGAUAUUCCAAGUGACUUUCUAGUUCAAAUUGGAGAAGCUAGCUUCCACUUGCACAAGUAUCCUUUGGUAUCUCGAAGUGGAAAGCUGAGUAGAAUCAUAUAUGAAUCACACCACCUAGAUUUGAAUAAGAUAGUUAUGGAUGAUAUCCCUGGUGGGGCAGAGGCUUUUGAGCUUGCAGCCAAGUUCUGCUAUGGAAUUGCUGUUGAUUUAACAGCAGGCAACAUCUCAGGACUAAGAUGCGCUGCUGAGUAUCUUGAAAUGACAGAAGACCUAGAGGAAGGGAAUCUUAUAUUCAAGGCAGAAGCAUUUCUCAGCUAUGUUGUUUUGUCUUCAUGGAGAGACUCCAUAGUAGUGUUGAAAAGCUGUGAGAAGCUCUCACCAUGGGCAGAAAACCUUCAAAUUGUUCGCAGAUGCAGCGAGUCUAUAGCUUGGAAAGCUUGUGCCAAUCCCAAAGGGAUAAGGUGGUCCUACACUGGGAGAACAGCAAAAAUUUCUAGCCCAAAAUGGAAUGAUAUGAAGGACUCAAGCCCAAGUAGGAACCAGCAAGUUCCUCCUGAUUGGUGGUUUGAGGAUGCCUCAAUCCUUAGGAUUGAUCACUUUGUGAGAGUCAUCACUGCCAUUAAGGUAAAGGGCAUGAGAUUUGAAUUGAUUGGUGCGGCAAUAAUGCAUUAUGCAACUAAGUGGCUACCUGGUUUGAUUAGUGACACUGCAAUCCCUGGUGAUGAAGCAAGCAAUUGCAGUAUUAGUAAUAGUAGUAGUAGCGGUGGCGGUAGCUGGAAAAGUGGACUUCAUAUGAUUGUGACAGGAACUAGAGAUGACACUUCAAGUAUUCAAGCUAAGGAGCAAAGGAUGAUUAUUGAGAGCCUUGUGAGCAUUAUUCCACCUCAAAAGGACAGUGUCUCAUGCAGUUUCCUUCUUAGGCUUCUGAGAAUGGCAAUCAUGUUGAAGGUUGCACCUGCACUGGUCACUGAGUUAGAGAAAAGGGUGGGAAUGCAGUUUGAGCAGGCUACAUUGGCUGAUCUUCUGAUUCCUUCUUAUAACAAAGGAGAGGCUAUGUAUGAUGUGGAUCUUGUUCAGAGGCUGUUAGAGCAUUUCCUUGUUCAGGAACAGACUGAAAGUUCAAGUCCAAGCAGAAAGUCCUUUUCUGAUAUGGGUUGCAUCCUUAAUGCCAAGGCAAGAGUGGCAAGGCUUGUUGACAGUUAUCUUACAGAGGUGUCCAGAGAUAGGAACCUUUCCCUCACCAAGUUUCAGGUACUUGCAGAAGCUUUGCCUGAGGCAGCUAGGACCUGCGAUGAUGGACUUUACAGAGCAAUUGAUUCCUAUCUCAAGGCACACCCAACACUUUCUGAGCAUGAAAGGAAGCGACUCUGCCGUGUAAUGGAUUGUCAGAAACUCUCGAUUGAUGCCUGCCUUCAUGCUGCUCAAAAUGAAAGGCUUCCAUUAAGGGUUGUUGUGCAAGUUCUAUUCGCUGAACAAGUUAAGAUAAGCAAUGCACUAGCCAGCAGUUCUGUGAAAGAUGUUGAGCCUGAGAGCCAUGCAACGGUUCCUAACCGGAAAACACUUCUUGAAGGGACACCACUAUCAUUCCAAGAAGGAUGGACAACUGCUAAAAAAGACAUCAACACACUCAAGUUUGAGCUUCAGAGUGUGAAAGCCAAGUACAUGGAGCUUCAAAAUGAUAUGGCUAGUUUGCAGAAACAAUUUGAUAAGAUGCUGAAACAGAAGCACGCUUCUGCAUGGAGCACUGGGUGGAAAAAACUCAGCAAACUUGGAAGAACCACAAAUGUUGUAGAAAAUCAAGAUAAUUCGCCUAAGAUUCCAGAUUCAUCAGAACUGAACAAAAAGACUACUAGAAGGUGGAGAAACUCAAUAUCCUGAUUCCUUGAAAGAUGAGAAUUCUUAAUUUCUUUGGAAGUGAUUCUAUUUCCCUCUUGAUAUCUUAUAGCAAUUUCUACAUGAUUCUGGCUAAAUUGUAAUUUGUCAUAAUUUGUCACCAAAGCUAAUCAUAUUUUUCAAGUGUGAAUUCUACUGGCACUGCUUCAAUCAAGACUAGAAAUGCAUUGUGUGCAUAUUUAAAAAUCUAUAGUUAAAUUACUUCGGAUAAAACAGA